AUGGCUGAUCAAGAUAAAAAUCCACGAAUUUGGACCAUCGAAGAAGGUCAAGCAUACUUUGACGACUUGAUAAGACUUCUUCGUAAUCCAAAUGUAAGUGUUGACGAAACGGCUGAUACUGGGCACAUCAACGCAACUGCGAAUCAUUUUCCUUUCCAAUUCCAGAAGGGAGCACCUGUCACAAAAGCCAAGGCUUGUUGUAACAAUCUCGUCAAACAGGAGCAGCCGGGUAGCUUGUUCAUUUACGAUAAUUCUCUCUGUCUACAAGCUCCCAGAGAGUCGCAGAACUCUGAUGACACCCAUCGCAUCUGGACCUUGUGCAAUGGCCUCAGAGUGACUUCAUUGUCAGUGGCCUGCAGCACUCUGGUACAGGAGUUGCGACGCGGUCAAGGCAUACAAUAUCACGAGUAUCGGAAUAUCAUCAGUCUUGUCUUCUAUUGCGGUCGGGAACCACAUCAACGCGGCGUCAGUACAGGACUGCUCAUGAUACGCUCUCUCUUGGCCCAGAUCUUUGAAUACAUCCGCGUCUUUAUAAUCGAAUACAAAGAUGUCAUAUCGGGCGGACACGAAUUCCGCGAGGAAGUUGAGACAGAUGAUCUCGGUCAACUAUGUGGAAUGCUCGACAUAGUGAUCCGGACGCUCCCUCCAGUGAAGGAUCAUGAGCAGCCAGAGCGAAGGAUUGUCUGUUUCAUUGAUGGUGUGGGUUCUCGCAGUGAUGUAGAGGAUUCUUCCGGAGUGGCCAAGGUCAUACAGACCUUGCUGAAGAUGGUCCGUCUAAGUCACACUGGCAAUGACUACGUACCGACAUUCCAACUGAUCUGUACGAGUCCUCGUCUAGGCGACUGGGAUGAUGCACUCUUCCCAAAUGGAGACACUUGCCAAAUUAUUGAUUUAGCACUACCACUGCUGGCAUCUGCACCCUCGACCUGA
Molecule: messenger RNA, 930 nt
Organism: Colletotrichum abscissum
Lineage: Eukaryota; Fungi; Ascomycota; Sordariomycetes; Glomerellales; Glomerellaceae
Exons: 1
Coding region: 1-930 (309 amino acids)
Source: RefSeq, a predicted model, not a curated record